AAACAAGCCAAAAAAAAAAAAAAAAAAAUCUGAGGCUUCAUCGUGGUGGAACAAUUGUGAGAAAAAAGCUUUGAACACACAGUUCGAGUUCUUACAUAUGUAAACUGAGCUAUGUCUGGUAAGCACAAUGAAUCAUCUAAGUGGAAAAAAAAAAAUCAGACCAUAAAAGGGGGAAGGGUGACUAAAAUUUAUUCAUUAAUUACUAUGUGUUCAAUUGCUUCCUUAUUUCUCAGUUCAGAUGACUUCUUCCUCUAGGUGAUGACCCUUCCUGUACUGUGCCUAGUAACCUUAGACCUCUGACUGCCCAGAAAGCUUCAAAAGAAUAUUUGACACAACCAGCAUCUCCCAGUUCUGGACUACUCUAUCUCCCUCUCUCCCUCCAGUAAAACUAUCUCACAGCUAGAUGUCACACAGCAACAGUCCAGUAAAUUAAUACAUAUACCAAAUUUUUAGGAUGAACAAUACCUUUACCUGCUAAUCUUCUCUUGUAAGUUUUUGCAAAGCCAAAAGUCACGAGGUGAAAUUUGAAUCUUCAGUAUCAGGUUUAUGGAAAAGGUAUUUUUUGAGAAAUACUCUCCUAUGCCCCUCUAAUCAUACAGUCUAAGAGGCCUUGCCAUCUUUUUUCCAGUAAGAUGGACUCUAAAGACCACAAAGGCCUCGUUUCCUGUCCUUCGCUGGAAUGUGGAAAUCGUGUCUAUAUCGUGUCUAUAUAAUCGUGUUCGAAGACGCCUGCAAAAUUAGGUCAGAUAAACAGGGUGGCAACUGCCACAACAACUUUAGAAGAGGCAGUAUCCAACCCUUGCAACUUUCGCUACGGUCUCCAGAUGGGAUCGCCCAGGCAAGACUUUAGAAUCAAACAAAAGAAAGCUUUCUGGCAUUUUAACAAAAUAAGAUUUUUUUUCCCUAGGAUUCACGUUCACCCUCCUCUAUGAUUUCUUGGUCCUCCCAAGGCGCCUACCCUCCCAAAGUAUGAGAAAACAGAGGGCUGGGACGGGGAUUCUCUCAUUUCCCUGGUGCUACAGCAACGGCUAAACCAGGACUGGCCUCGCGAAAUGGCUUGUAAGGGCCAAAACGAACUUUUAGAAGAGAGAAGGGAAGACGCAGGGUUUCACCGCUGGGCGGGACGCGCAAGUUCCUCUUCCACAGGAGGGGUUCCGCUAGGCCCCGCCCCGGCCCCGCCCAUCACCGGAAAUGAGGCAGCGGAAGUAGUAAAAAGCUCUCCGAGGGAGGCGGGAGCGCCGCGGAGGUGGCUGGCCGGUGGGAUGGCAGAUGAAGAAGAGGAUCCCACCUUUGAGGAAGAAAGUGAAGAAAUUGGAGGAGGUGCAGAAGGUGGACAGGGUAAAAGAAAGAGACUUUUUUCUAAAGAAUUAAUGCAUAACUACAACCUAAUCAUGAGGAAACAUCAGACAAACCGUAGCUGAAGGACAUGCUACAAGAUAAUUGACCAGUAUUCUUCAGAAGUGUCAAGGUUGUAAAAGACAAGGAAAGUUUGAGGAACUGAUACGGAACGGAGGAAAACUAAGGAGACACGACAACUAAAUAGUGUGGGAUCCUGAAACAGAAAAAGUACACUAGUGGAAAAUCUGGUACAAUCUGAGUAAGUUCUGUACUUGUACCAGUGUUAAUUUCUUAGUUUUGAUAAAUAUCUUUGGUUGUGUGAGAUGUUAACAUAAGGGGAAACUGGAUAUAGGGAUUCUGGAACUCCAUGCUAUUUAUUUUUGCAGCCCUUCUUUAAGUCUGAAAUUAUCUUAAAAACAAAUUUUUUUUCCAGAAUCCCAAAAAAGAGAGAAGGGAGAAAAUAUUGCCUCUUGUGUUUGUUUUCUCCUUUCUGUAUCUGAACCUAAAGAUUCUUGCCAGGAUAAACCCUCCAGGGCACUUCUCUAUCCCAGACUGGCUUCUUGGUCAUCCCUUUGUUUUCUCCUUUCUUUUCUUCCACGGGUCUGGUCUACUUUCUUCUUAGUUCUGCCUGCUUUUGCUUCUCCUAAGUAGGAAUUACUCUUUUUUUCUUUUUUAGGAAUGAUUCUUAAUGUACUCCUUCCUACUUCUAGAAGUGUUCUGGGAAUCCCUUCCUGUUUGGCUGCGCUGGCUCUUUGUUGCUACACUCUGGAUCUUUAGGUGCAGCCUGUGGGAUCUAGUUCCCUGACCAGGGAUGGAAUCUGGGCCCCCGGCAUUGGGAGCCUGGAGUGUCUUAGUCACUGGACACCAGGGAAGUUCCCCCCACCCCCUGCCUUUUUUUUUAACAUAAAACUUACAUACAAUGAAUUACACUAAUCUUUACUGAACAGCUUGAUGAACUUUAUAUGUACUUAAAAUCAGCAGUCAGAUCAAAAUAGAAGACAUUUCUAACAUGACAAAAUUUCUUAGUAUUUAUAUACCCCUUUAGGGCUUCCCUGAUGGCUCAGAUGUUAAAGAAUCUGCCUGCAGUGGGGGAGACCUGGGUUCAAUCCCUGGGUUGGGAAGAUUCCCUGGAGGAGGGCAUGGCAACCUACUCCAGUAUUCUUGCCUGGAGAAUUUCCGUGGAUAGAGGAGCUUGGCGGGCUGUAAAAUCCAUGGGGUUGCAAAGAGUCAGACAUGACUGAGUGACUAAGCACACACACAUACACAUAUAUACCAUACCUCUUUGAGAAUCUGAUACAAAUUGAUUCUUCUUCCAGAGAAAGUGCACACACAAAUAAUAUAUAAAAUUUUUCCAUAUAAUUUCAGUAGGGUUCCAGGACGUCUCAAAGCUUGUCUGUGGACUGAUUGGGAAUUUAUAGACUAUAGGAUUAAGAAUCCAUAUGGAUCCUAUCUGCCCUAAGUUAUUAAGAAAUGUAACUGUUGUGGGUAGGAGUAUAGAUUCUGGAGCCAGAUCCUCUGAGUUUAAAUUCAAGUUCAAUCUCACUGUUUGUGUGACCUUGGAUAAAUUACUUAACACUAUGCCUCAAUUUUCUCAUCUGUAUAUAAUGGGGGUGAUAGUGGUUUCUAGUUCAAAGGAUUGUCAUGAGGAUUAAAUGAGUUUACAACAAUGGCUGGCAUGUCCUAAGGGAUAUAUAAAUGGUUGGGGCAAAACCUGAAUUACAGUGAUAUUGAAUGGUUUGCCUUGGAAACAAACCAAGAUCAUUCUGUUGUUUUUGAGGUUGCACCCAAGUACUGCAUUUUGGACUCUUUUGUUGGUUAUGAGGGCUUCUUGAUUUCUCCUAUGGCAUUCUUGCCCACGGUAGUAGAUAUAAUGAUCAUCUGAAUUAAAUUCGCCCUCUCCCAUCCAUUUUAGUUCACUGGUUCCUAAAAUGUCAGUGUUUACUGUUUAACAUCUCCUGCUUGACCACGUCCAGUUUACCUUGAUUUGUGGACCUAGCAUUCCACGUUCCUAUGCAAUACUGUUCUUUACAGCAUUGGAUUUUAUUUUCUUCACCAUACACAUCCACAACUGAGUGUUGUUUCCACUUUGGCCCAGCUGCUUCAUUCUUUCUGAAGCCAUUAGUAGUUAGUAGUUGUCCUCCCCAGUAGCAUAUUGGAUACCUUCCAACCUGGGGGACUCAUUUUUUGGUGUGAUAUCUUUUUUUGCCUUUUUAUACAAUUCAUAAGGUUCUCAAUGGCAAGUAUACUGGGGUAGUUUGCUUUUCUUUCCUCCACUGGAUCAUGUUUUGUCAGAACUCUCCACUAUGACCCAUCUGUCUUGCGUGGCCCUGCGUUCGUGACUCAGCUUCAUUGAGGUACGAAAUCUCUUUCACCACGAGAAGACAGUGAGCUGUGAAGGGGUUUACCUAUUAGUAGUUACUUUUAUUACUUUGUAUUAUACUUUUCUUCUCUUUUGCAUUUUUUCUGAAGCCUAAAAGGGCUUCGCUGGCAGUUGCUUUGAUUCAGGGAAUAAAAUGUCAAGAUUCUGUAUUAUAAGCUCUUGCUUUCUCCUUUUGAUUAACCAGUUCUUCCUGUGAGAAGGUAAUUGGAGCUUUCUCUUAUGUCCUCUUCCUUAUAGUUGUAUCAUAAAGGAUUUUGCCUUCUUUUUUCCAACCCUCCUCCCCCUGAAAACAUAGUUAAACCAUUACUACUCAUCCUUUUCCUGCCAAGAAGUUUCCUACUUAAAGGUAUUCUGGGGUUGUUGGUGAGUAGAUAAUAGAGGUUAGGGAAGAAUAUUGACAUCAGGGUUCAGUAGCUAGGCGAGAAGGGGAGUUUCUGCCUAGGAAAGGCUAAGUAAGAACAGUUGGUUAUGAGCUAGUGAUUAAUACCUUUCAUACCAAAAUUCAUACUUGGAGACAACAAAUAUAAUGUAAAUAUACUUUUAUACCAAUAUCUUCUGUACCUUGGUUCAAUUCUAAUAUGAAAAAAGUAUAAGUCAAGUUUUUUUAAGUAAACAAAAAUGAUU
Molecule: messenger RNA, 4342 nt
Organism: Dama dama (fallow deer)
Lineage: Eukaryota; Metazoa; Chordata; Mammalia; Artiodactyla; Cervidae
Gene: TAF13
Product: TATA-box binding protein associated factor 13
Exons: 4
Coding region: 1053-1421 (122 amino acids)
Biological process (GO): transcription by RNA polymerase II
Cellular component (GO): transcription factor TFIID complex
Molecular function (GO): protein heterodimerization activity
Source: RefSeq, a predicted model, not a curated record